GAUUUUAACUUGGCUUUAAACGGCACUGAACUUUAAUCGGACUUCAGGAGCAAGAGAGAAAGAUCGCUAGUGCUGGUUAACGUUAUUUACAUCUAUAAAGAGUCAAAGCGGAUCAGUUGUAUCGUUUUAAAUUCAAGUUCAACGCGUAAACUUUUAAGUAUUUUUACUUUCUUGUCGCAUAAUUCUCUAUGACACACUCGAAGUGUCGACGGAAAUUUGGCUAUUUUUGUUGUAUGUGUAAUUUGUAGUGUGGAUUUAGAUUAAACUAACGUUAAACCAAGAUUAAAAUUAAAAUGUACCGGAACAACGUUUUCAUAGAAACCUGCGAUCUGUCAAACUGCAUCGAAGUCAUUAAAGAUCAGCUGUAUUUUGCUCUUCUUCCUCAGAAGGUGAAGAGCUCUCCUGACAGACACUGUUUCUGCAUAGAUGAAGAGCUCUCCUAUGAGAACUUCUAUGCAGACUUUGGCCCGCUCAACCUCGCCAUGUUUUAUCGCUUCUGUUGCAAGCUCAACAAGAAGCUGAAGUCUUGUGUUCAUGCAAAGAAGAAAAUUGUGUUUUAUACCUGUGGGGACCGAAAGAAACAAGCCAAUGCUGCGUAUUUGAUCGGCUCUUAUGCUGUAAUGCAUCUACAGAAAACACCAGAAGAAGCAUACAGCCUUCUUGUCUCUCAAAAUGCAUCGUAUCUUCCUUUUCGAGACGCGUCUUUUGGAACUUGCAUGUACAAUCUGAAUAUUCUUGACUGUCUACUUGGCGUUCACAAGGCUCUGCAGUUCGGCUGGCUGGAUUUCUCCCAGUUUAAUGUGGAGGAAUAUGAGCAUUAUGAGCGGGCAGAAAAUGGAGAUUUUAACUGGAUCAUUCCAGGGAAGUUUUUGGCUUUCAGCGGUCCACAUCCAAAGAGUAAAAUUGAGAAUGGAUACCCUCUUCAUGCCCCUGAGGCGUAUUUCCCGUACUUCAGGAAGCACAACAUCACCAACAUCAUCCGGCUCAACAAGAAGAUGUACGACGCCAAGCGUUUCACAGACAUGGGCUUCAAACACCACGACCUGUUCUUUGUGGAUGGAAGUACGCCUAAUGAUGCCAUCGUCGCCAAGUUCCUGAACAUCUGCGAGAACGCUGACGGCGCCAUCGCGGUCCACUGUAAAGCGGGUCUGGGCCGAACGGGGACUCUGAUUGGCUGUUACAUGAUGAAGCACUUCAGAAUGACUGCAGCCGAAGCCAUCGCGUGGAUCAGGAUCUGCAGACCCGGAUCAGUCAUUGGACCGCAGCAGAACUUUGUUGAAGAGAAGCAGGCGAGUCUCUGGGCCGAGGGCGAUCUGUACCGUCAAAAAGCGAAUGUAAAGGAGCAGGAAAACGGCUCGAGUAAAACGGCAGUGGCUGGAAUCCUGUCCGGAGUCGAAGAUAUCUCCAUCAAUGGCACAAACAAGAACAUUUCACAGAGGAAAACAGCCACUGAAACGCACACAGAGGAAGAGGAAGAGGAGUGUGGCGGCCUCACGCAAGGCGAUAAACUACGAGCUCUGAAGAGUAAGAGGCAGUCCAGGGCGUCCACGGGUUCACUAUCGCUGGAAGAAAAUACAAUUCACACCAAAUCCACAUCUAAGUCAUUAAGCUCGGAGAAGCGGAAGAGAACGCGCGCGUCGCUCGGCUCCAGCGGGACCAGCAGACGAACUCUGUCCGGAAGAAGGAAAGUGCUUCACGCAAUGCCAUCGGUGCGCUUUCAGAGACCAUGGUAUCCUUUCUUCCUUCUGCUUUUCACUUCUGGAGUGUUUAAAGCAUGUGCAUGUUGUGCUCUGGGCGUUUUGCACACAGUGGUUCGGUGUUUAAAGCGUCUCUUGUCUUCACAGUAACUCCAUGUCCAACGCUCGAGCGCCUCUCCUCCGCUGAUGUCAUCACUCCGGUUUCACUUCUUCAUGGGUUUCUGGACUCGUCUAUCAACAGAAAAAUCUGCAUUUUUGUUUUAUAAAGCGUAAAAAAAAGUGUUUUGUUUUGUUUUUUUAAUCAGAGAAAGCUUUAAGCAUCUGUGAAGUUAGACUUUUUAUCCCGUUGUAAAUAUCGAGUGUCAGACGCUGCCUUUGUUAAUUAUGCAUUACUAAUAUUGUUUUUAAUACUGUAUCUAGUACUUUAUUGAUUCUGGUACUUUAUUAACUGUAAAAGAUCGAAUGUGAAUCAUGGCUGAAAGCUGUAUAUAUAAGCUGGAAUUUGAUAGAUUUUGUUUUGUUUUUUUUUACUGUAAAUAAUGCAAAACUUUUGAUUUUGAUGACCAAAUUUAAAUCAUGAUAAUUUCACAUGUAUGUAUAUAUAUAUUAUAUAUAAUAGGAAAGGAUUUGAGUCAUAUCCCUUUCAAUAAAUCCUUUCUGCAAUGAU
Molecule: messenger RNA, 2364 nt
Organism: Pimephales promelas (fathead minnow)
Lineage: Eukaryota; Metazoa; Chordata; Actinopteri; Cypriniformes; Leuciscidae
Source: RefSeq, a predicted model, not a curated record